Lytechinus variegatus (green sea urchin) is the source of this 4793-nucleotide messenger RNA. Its product is annotated as probable flavin-containing monoamine oxidase A. Gene Ontology annotation, molecular function: oxidoreductase activity. The record is from RefSeq and is a predicted model, not a curated record. Lineage: Eukaryota; Metazoa; Echinodermata; Echinoidea; Temnopleuroida; Toxopneustidae. Bases 364 to 2211 code for a protein of 615 amino acids. The transcript is spliced from 12 exons.
CUCUCAUUUCCCUGGGACGAGGUAUAUACACGGUACAGUAAACUCGAAGUUCCUGUGUACUCGAAAUCUUAACAAAACGUUUUGAAACGCAACAAGAUUGUGCUUGUAUAAUCGAAGUGUCAUUUAUGGAACUUUGUAUUUCUGCUGAAAGGCGGAUCAACUACAAGCAAGCAAGACCGGCACUCCCUUUAUUUGAAUAGCUAUUUAGCUUUUUAGAAGUGCAAUAUAUUACCCUGCUUCAGUUCAGUUGAAUUGAAGUGAAGUGCUUUUAGAUUUAUUGCUGGUUCGUACCAUUAUACGCUGUGUCAUACGAAAUCUCGAGGAACUGAAGUCGUCUGCGAAAGUUAUUUUGGCGCGUUCAUCAUGAACGGGACAACCUAUGGAACAGACAUCUCGGCGACUAUGGAUAAUGCUGAUGUCGAUCGUUACGUAACGGUGUCUUACCUGAAGAUGAAGAGACCUACUUACAUUGAAGUGGUGACGGGUAAUGAAGAGGUAGAUGGAACCGACUCGCCCGUCAAGACCCGAUCCCGAAGUUUCAUCUUCGGUCGAUCUUUCACUGGCGACGAAAACGAUAACAAUAGCAAACUUGACCCCAUGUCGCCCAAAAUCUCGUCAUCGCUACCAGAGCUCGUUUCGAACCGUUUCCCCGAACCCGAGCCCGCUGUCGAUGUGGCUAUCGUCGGUGCAGGGUUGUCUGGUCUGAUGUCCGCCUAUGCCAUCAGACAGGCACAACCAGAACUCAGUGUCAUCGUUCUCGAAGCAAAAGAUAAUGUGGGUGGCAGGAUAUAUUCACCCAUGCUAAACACGGCCACAGGUACCAGGCGAUUCGACCUCGGUGACCAGUGGGUCAAUACAGAACAGAGGACAAUCCUUGAACUUUUGGACAAACUGAACAUAGAAACACACCCCGAAUACAAGGAGGGCAAGAACAUCUUAGUUCACGCGGAUGGAGAUAAAGAAGAAUUUGAGAGAAAUGUUUACCCUAUCAAUGUUUUCAGACGUUUGGACAUCAGUUCCUUUGUUUCGAGAAUAGAGAGUAUGAGGGAGGAUCUAUCAAAGAGGGACCCAACAGAUCUCAGCGAGUCAUUGGAAUGGGACUCUAUCACACUGGAGCAGUUCAAGAAAGAACAUAUUUGGACGGAUGUUGCCCGCCAGGUGUUCGACGCCCUUGUGGUGUUCCAUUUUGGAGUCACACCGAGGGAGAUGUCUCUCCUCUUCUUCUGCCAUGUUCUUAACAGUGUUGGAGGUUGGAAGGUGCUCUUUGGUGAGGGUGAAGAGUUUCCCGCAGCAAGACAACUCAAAAUCAAGGGUGGAGCCCAGCAGAUCUGUGAAAAACUGGCCACCGAGAUCGACCGGGCGAACAUCAGACUAAACGACCCCGUCACACUCAUCGAUCAGUCGGAUAAAGAACUCGUCUCUAUCACGACCGACAGUGGGUGUCGUUACCGGGCCAAGAGGGUCAUCAUAGCCACAUCGAUUGACAACUCAGUUCGUAUCCAGCAUAAGCCUAAUCAUCCAGUGAAGAGAUCGCGUAUGACGAGACUGAUGCCAGCCGGUCACUGCAUCAAAUACGUCGUCACAUAUGAAAGUGCAUUCUGGAGAAAAAGUGGGAAGAGCGGGCACGUGAUCAAGUUGACGGACGAGGAGAAGGCUUUCGACGUCGAUGAAGACCUGAUGACGUAUGAGUACGUGUUCGAUGCUUGUUCAUGCAACAGGAACCCAGAAAGUAUUGAGCCAGAGAACCCAGCGCUGAUGGGAAUGAUCUUUUCAGAGUCACUCAGGCAACUUGAGAAAGAUGAAAGAAAGAAGAUUCUGCUGAACAAACUAGCUGAUGUUUUUGGUGAAGAAGCUCUUAAGCCUAUCGACUAUGCAGAAAUGGACUGGGGCGUUGAUCGAUAUACGUCUGGUUUCCCGUUCAGUGCUAUGAUGCCUGGUGCAAUGGUACACCAUUCAAAAGGAAUCAAGCAGCCUCAUGGAAGAAUCCAUUUUUGCGGGGCGGAGAUGUCGUCUUCAUGGUACGGCUGCAUGGAAGGCUCCGUCAAGUCUGGAAAGCGCGUAGCUAGUGAGGUUCGCAAAGCCCUCAACGGGUCCAAAUCUACGACCUCCGCAACGACCGGAGACCAAGAGUCGAUAGAAGAACAGUCGACAGAACCACAAACUGAUGAAACUGCCGCCGUUGCUGUCGAGCACAUGAAUGGAACAGCCUGAAUUUCUCUUCCAGUCUAGAAGAGUAACAUUGACUCGCGGUAUGAGGAAAAUCAAAUCAUUAAUUGUGGGCACUUUAACGGUAGCCUAAUCGUGAUGCGAGUGAAUCUGGACUUGGAGACAAGCAUCUAAUUUUCGAUAUGACUGUUCAUAUUGUAUACUCUUGAUAACUUGAGAAAGUUAAAGGAAGGAGACUUUGAAAUAUAUAGGAGAUUCUCGGAUUAAAGGAGAAUGAGAUAUUCAAAAUAUCUUCAACCUUGUAAUGAUAUCAACCAUGGGUUCAAAACCGGUCCUGUUAAGACGAACAAAAAAUGCUACCGGCAAUUUCAAUAAUGUUUUAUUUUUAAUAGCAAAUAGCGACAAGGGCCCAGCACUGCGAAGCUUAUUGAUUACUCACAAGAUCAUUUCUACAGUUGAAAGAUUCCAGCCCUUAUGAAAUGCGUCGUCACUUUUUGUUGGCAUUGAUGGAUGCUCUGGUAAAGCUUCAGUAGAGUUACAUGUGUGAUUUAAGCGCAGCAAUUUUUAUUUAGUGUGAGAAAACACCUGAAAAUUGUUUUCAAUAUGAAUAUCUGGAUUAGGGAAAUGCUUCAUCAAUAAAAUCAAAAUACAAAUAUCCCAAGUCACAAAAAAUAAAGAUUGGAGAAUUAUUGAAUAUUGUGGGCCUUCCAUCUUGCUAUUGUAACAUAUUUCUGUUAAAUUUGGUUAGGUAUCAGUAUACAUUUUCAUAAAAAAGUAUUUUAUUCAAUUUGCAUACGGAUUCACGGGAAGACUGAGGAAAAUUCAUUUAUCCACGUAUGUCACAUUUUUAUGCAAUGAAUUUUAUGCUGUCUGAAUAUAUAAAUGAGGCUGAGAUAUUAUUAGAUGUAUGUGUUUAACCUAAAUCGUUUGUAUUAUGUAAAAAAUGCGAUUAAUUUUCAUAAAGUAUUGAAAGUACAUAUAAAACGGCUUUAGUUUUAUCGAUAUAUUUCUUUUUGUUAAAACUUGAUUACAAUGCAUAAAUAUUCUUAUAAUUAUAAGGGGAACAGUAAGUUGAACUUCAUCUUGUAUCUUUUUUUUCUAUAGGGACUUUAUCACAUUUUCAUUUGUUUUGAAAAUGUUAUCAAGGCCGUAAAGACAAUAAAAAUAUAUAUCUAUUAGAAGCGUAAUCUCAAAUAAUUAUUUAAAAAACAAAUAAACAUUAUUGUUCAUCAUAUAUGUGGCUAUUUCUAAAUAUACUCCGGCCUGUAAUAAUGCUAGAAAUUUAUUUUAAUACAAUAUCAUGAAUGCGUUUCGCUUACGAUUGAUUUGAUCAACCUCAACUGUAUGGAAAUCCAUUAAUUGAUAUCAUAAUUUUGUCUACAAACAAUUUGAACAACAUCCUCAUCAUACAAAUAGAUGCAUACUGAAUUUUCAAGAAAUUGAUGAUUGUAUAAAUUUACAGCAUAUCUAGAAAAUAUUUUAUCGUAAUAAUGCAUUCUUUGGUGUUGAUGUUCUUUCCAUUGUUAAGGUUGAUCGUAUCAAUCGUAUCUCUUUGUAAGAUGGUGCCCUAAUGGAUAAAUAAAUAUACAUUCUUACUGUGGUAAUAAUGAUACCUCUCCUCACUAAUCUGUAUGACAUCUCCAAUUUGUCUUCCUAUCCGAGGGGCGACGUGUUUUCUGUGUUACACAUAUUUGCUUGUAUCUAUGGAACAUGCAGUGGUCUGUUAACGUUAACCCACAAGGUAGGGCUCAGUCAUGGGACUCGAACCCGCAGACCACAGCUUGGAUAGGCAAGGACUUCACACGUCAUCAUCACACCAUCCAAUAACAAAUAAUCCGAUUGGGGUAUUUUUUUAAUAGUUUAUAUGCGUAUUAAGCUUGCCAUAAUUUUUUCGAAGAAAUAAUAGGAUGAGAUAAUCAAAUAAAUCAGUCAAUCCAGUGUUUCGUGUGUCGCCAGGUAUACAGUCCAAUAUCAAUGACAAAUCACAUAAAUCAACAUAACAUGUUGUUUGCGGGAAAUAAAUAUUUUAUCCAAAGUAUAUAAGAAAAUAUUGAUUUUAAAGGAAAAAAAGCUGGCUUAUUUUCUUCCUAUCAAUUGACAUGUUUUUUUUCUGUAUUCGGUGUUUGUAUUGUACAACUGUAUCAGGUGUGUAUUUUGUUUUGUAAGUGAUUUCUAAUAACCAACUGUACUUUUUAUCGACAAAAUGUCAAAUGUAUUCUAUAAUAUCAUUUCAUUCCUUUUCCGGGUACUUGUGCAUUUACAUGUUAAACUUGGUCAGGAUAAUUUCGGGUUAUAUGUAUAGAUAUUUUAAUACAGUGUCCUUCUUUUGCCUUCGAAUAUCGGUAAAUGUUUUAAAAUGAAUAGAGAUUUAUUGCAUGAGGUACAAACUAGAGUGUAGAGUAGACUCGUAGAAUUAUAUAUUUUAACGAUGUAUUCUAGAUGCCUUUUUUGUAGCUUUAGCAUGUCUUGUAAAAUAUAUCGUAUAAACGUUUAAAUGUUCAAUAUCGAUGUUGCCAUAUUUAUAUCAAUGUUGGUAGGGUGUCUCUCUUGUAUGUUUUAAACGGUGAUACUUUGGACAUUUUUUUAAAGAUAUGAUGACUUGUAAUAAAUUUCAUACUUUCUAUCUA